GAUCCUCUCUGUUUUAGAUGAAAAAGCAGAGAUUCAGAGAGUUUACAUCACUUGCUCCAUAUCAGAGUAAAUAAGUGACGGAGCCGACAUUGGACCCAGGCCAUACUUACCAUCACUGCAUCCUGCUUCCUGUCCUUACAAGGCAAACUAGACGAGUGCCACGUAGAGAGCAGAUAAACUGCAAGUGGAGGAUGGGGGAAGGAGAGAUGACGUCGGCUCAGGCCUGGUGGGGGCAUUCCACUGGAGGCUGCCCUAGGAGCCAGGCCUCCACUUGUGGAAUUUGCUCUUCAUUUUGCAUACAGAGCUAAAGGCAUCUUUUGUGCUAUGGCUCAGCAGUGAGUGACAUCACAGGCACUGCCAGAUCUUUAUCAGUUCCGUCAGAUUAAUAGCUAACUGCACUUGCUCUGGAGGAACCAGCAAGGUGCCGAGUGGCAGAGCACUUGGAUUCUUAAAUAAGCAGUGGCCAUCACCAUGGACACAAGCCUGGAUCCAUCCUUCUUCCCCGGCAAUCACUGGCUGUACUUCUCCGUGUACCUCUUCACCUUCUUGGUGGGGCUCCCGCUCAACCUGGUGGCUCUGGUGAUCUUCGCCCGCAAGCUGCAGCGCCGCCCAGUGGCCGUGGACGUGCUCUUGCUGAACCUGACCCUCUCGGACCUGCUCCUGCUGCUCUUCCUGCCCUUCCGCAUGGUGGAGGCGGCCAGCGGCAUGCACUGGCGGCUGCCCUUCAUUUUCUGCCCCUUAACCAAAUUCCUCUUCUUCACCACCAUCUAUCUCACAUCCCUCUUCCUGACAGCUGUGAGCAUCGAGCGCUACCUGAGCGUGGCCUACCCGCUGUGGUACAAGGCCCGGCCAAGGCUCCGACAGGCUGGCCUGGUCAGUGGGGCCUGCUGGCUCCUGGCCACUGGGCACUGCAGCGUGGUCUUUAUCACCGAAUUCUCAGGAAACUCUUCCCUCAGCACCUGCUACCUGGACUUCCAGAAGGAGCAGCUGGCCAUUCUCCUGCCUGUCCGGCUGGAGAUGGCUGUGGUCCUUUUUGGAAUUCCCCUGCUCAUCACCAGCUACUGCUACAGCUGCCUGGUGUGCACACUCAGGAGGGGAGCCAGCCACCGGCGGAAGAGGGUGGCAGGGCUAGUGGCAGCCACGAUGCUUAACUUCCUCAUCUGCUUUGGGCCCUACAAUAUUUCUCAUGUUGUGGGCUACCUCCAGAAUAAAAGCCCAGUAUGGAGAAAUUACGUGCUACUCCUCAGCACCUUGAAUUCUUGCGUUGAUCCCUUGGUUUACUACUUCUCAUCAUCUGGGUUCCAGGCUGACUUUCAGAGGCUGCUGCAAAGGCUGCCUGGGGUCUGGGGCUUCUGGAGGCAGGAGAGCUGCUUGAAACUGAAGAAGAAUGAAGAGGGGCAACCGCGGGAGCUGUCCAAUGUAGAGAAACAGGUAGUGGACUCUAAGAGGGCUGUGGAGCGGGCGUCAAGUGGCCUGAACUGAAAGACAUCUCAUCACAAGGCAGUUCCCAGCUCAAGUUAGGCGGGACCUGGGAGUGGCAGGCUGGAGACUGAUGCCGUCGAGCAGAGCAGGCACCCAGCCUUCCUAAGGAUGUGCUCGCCAAAGCCCAAUUCUUGAUUUCACCACUCUGCCCUCCCUCCCUCGCUUCCCAUCCCCCCCGCUGUGGAUUAGGCCCAGGAUGUAGUCAAGGUGAGCGCGCGAGGAAAACGAGCUCCCGGGGACAGCAGCCAGCUCCGGUGAAAGAGGAGUUGAGGGCAGUGUCCAGGGCCGAGGGAGCUACCCAGUGGCUUGAGACAAGAGAGAAGAAUCUACCCUUCAGAGCCGCUGACCUGGCAAGUCAGGAGCGGAGGACACAGGAUCCAGGCACGAAGGAGCGUCCUGCUCUCACAUGGACUUUUCCAGAAAGUUUCCAUUGUUCAAUAAAUUCAGAUUUUCAGGGACAUUUAUGAAAAAAAUGACAGAACAAAAAUUACCUGAAUAAAUUUGAUA
Molecule: messenger RNA, 1989 nt
Organism: Myotis myotis
Lineage: Eukaryota; Metazoa; Chordata; Mammalia; Chiroptera; Vespertilionidae
Gene: FFAR3
Product: free fatty acid receptor 3
Exons: 2
Coding region: 472-1482 (336 amino acids)
Biological process (GO): cellular response to fatty acid; G protein-coupled receptor signaling pathway
Cellular component (GO): plasma membrane
Molecular function (GO): G protein-coupled receptor activity
Source: RefSeq, a predicted model, not a curated record